GUUAUUUGGAUUUUGGUUGCUCGUAUUGUUGCUGGAAAAGUGGAGGAAGAGAAGAAAAGAAUGAUUUUGAAACUUAUAGUGGGUAGUGGAGCGAAAAAAAAGUGUGAGGAAAAGUCCAGUAUUUUUCGAGGAGCAAAAAUGCUUCGACAGCACCUGAUUUUGGCGGAAGUACUUUGUGAAUAUGUGCUUGGAUGGGACGAAACCGGUAACGAGGAAGAAGAAAUGGACAAAGAAGAGGAUUUGUUCAAGAAAGAAUCUACGGAUGAUGAUAUUCGCCAAUACCAGCAGUAUGAGGUGCUAAUUGUUGGUGCUGAUGCUGCCGUUAUCGAUGAUGAAGAUGAUGGCGAUAGUGACGAAAAUACUUUUUACCACAACGAAAAUUCGUGCAAAAAUUCAUCUACAGAAAAGUACUGGGGUAAAAAACCUUAUUUCAUGGUUAUAUACACAUCCAACUAUGCAACAGAGAAAAUAUAUAGUUAUAUGACUCACACAUACCACUGGUAA
Molecule: messenger RNA, 504 nt
Organism: Enterobius vermicularis (human pinworm)
Lineage: Eukaryota; Metazoa; Nematoda; Chromadorea; Rhabditida; Oxyuridae
Source: the annotation of a GenBank genome assembly